AAGUAACGAGUAGAUUUGUGCCAUUAGAGAGUUCGUGAAGUGUUUGGUCGAUUUUCUCUAAACCUCUCUUUGAUUUUCCCUAAACCUCUCUUUGAUUUUCUCUAAACCUCUCACGAAAGUGUAAUCGACAAAGUAACGAGUAGAUUUGGCAAGUGUAAUCGACAAAGUAACGGUAGAUUUGUGCCAGUUGCAGUUCGUGAAGUGUUUGGUCGAUUUUCUUUGGAUCUUGUCUGAAAUUGUGUCUACAAGUAAGUGAUUAUCCACUCGAUUUCGCGUAGGCUUGAUGUAUUGUUGUCUGUUUUCUUUACUUUUUCAUACAUAUUUUGCCUAUUUUGCCUAUUUCGUUUAACGUUUCGCCAUAGUUUCCGAUUGAGUUUCCGAUUAGGGGUCUAAUACUUUUCAACUAGAAUUUUCACUUAAUGAAUGUAUUAUUAUGAAGCUUUUUACCUUAUUCAUGCAUGAAAUUUAGGCUUUUUGGUAAAAUUAAGGUUCUAAGUAUUAGGGUUUCUGGUAUUGUUAAAUGGUGGGGUAUUUUAUAAUUUGUUUAAGUAUAUUGUGUGGGAUGCCUAUUGUAUGUUGAUGAGUAAUACAUCUACUAUCCUAAGUACCAAUUGUUGCUUAUGUUUUGGUGUUAUUAUAUAUGUUUCGAUUUUGUUGCUUGCAUUGUACAAUAUACUGAUUAUUAUUGUGGUUAUAGGUUGACAGUAUGACUAGUAAGUACCUCAAUUUAAGGUUCAAAUUUGGGGGUAUGUUGGUGAGUGAGGUAGGUCCAGUAUAUGUUGGGGGUAGGACUGCAUAUGUAGACAAUGUGGAUGAAGAUCAUUUAUCAAUUCCUGAACUUGCAGAUUAUGCUAAGUCUUUUGGGAUUAGUAAGUUAGGAAAAACAUAUGCAGCUCCAUCUCUAGGGGGUGAUUUGGUGGAAUUGAAAAAUGACAUGGACAUUUGUAGCAUGGCAUUAUUUAUGCAUGAUGGGGACACAAUAGAUAUUUAUGUGUGUGAUAACACUAUUCUGGAUGAUGUGGGUCCCAGUGAAGGUCAAAUUAGUCAAUCUUUAAGUCAAGUGGUUGAGUCUUUUAAUUCACAUGGGGAAUCUCUAACUGCACAACCAAAAAAAUCAGAUCUAGGUUUAGGUUCCUCUUCUUCCUUUCCAGCUACUAAAAGACUUGAAAAUGAUGGGAUUGCAAGGGUCGAACAAGAAUGCCAACAAGAAAGUGAUGAUGAUUAUUCUUCAAUAGAUUGGACUGAUACUGAAGAAGAAGUUGAACCAACUAUCCAACAAGGAACUGAACCUUCUAUUCAACAAGAAGUUGAGCCAAUUACCCAAGAAAAUGCAGAGGAAGACAUAGACAGUGAUUCUGUCUGUUCUGACCAGUCUAUUGACUAUGGUAGUGAUGUGCAUGAGGAGUUGAGAAUUGUUAAGGAAGAUGUGAGAAAACUUAGAGAAAGUAGGAGGAGAAAGAAGAAGGAAAAACCAAAAGGUUUUUUAGGUGAAGUUGGAUUUGAUGAAGGGUAUGAGGAUAUUGAAAAAGGGAAAAAGAAUUUCAAGGGUAAGCUAACAGAGGAUGAGCCAUACUAUGACAGUUCUGACUGUGAUAGUUUUCAAAGUGAUGAAGAAGAACCUGUUUCUGAUGAUGAACUUGAAGGAGGGAGUUUAAGGGGGAGAAAGAAGAGUAAUAGGGUGGUAUAUGAUUCUUCUUGUGAUAUUGUAAUAUGGCAGUGUGGUUUGAUAUUUGAAAGUGUAAAGCAAUUUAGAGAGGCAGUUACAAAAUAUGCUAUAAAAAAAGGAGUUGAGUUAGAUAAGUAUGUGAAUGAGAGUACUAGAGUGAGAGUGAAGUGUAAAAGUGGUUGUCCAUGGCUGUUGUAUGCAAGCAAGGAAGGAAGGAGUGAGAACUUUACUAUCAAGACAUACAAUCCAAGGCACAAAUGUACCAGGACCACCAAUAAUAUUUUGUGUAAUUCAAAGUUCUUAUGCAAGUAUCUGAAAGAUAGGAUUAUUUCUCAACCUAGUAUAAAAGGGUGGGAGAUACAAGAAUUGGUGAGGAAAGAGUUGAAUGUUCAUGUAGGCAAGGCAGUUUGUUUAAAAACAAGAAAAAUUAUUUUAAAGGAAAUUAUGGGAGAUCAUGUGGCAGAAUUUAACAGAAUCCUAGACUACAAGGAUAUGUUACUCCAAACAAAUCCUGGUAGCACUUGUGUUGUGAAGCUUAAAGAUUCAGAAUCAGGAAGUGGGAUGAAACAAUUUCACUCUUUUUAUAUUUGUUUUGAUGCUAUGAAAAAGGGUUUUCAACAAGGAUGCAGAAGAUGUAUAGGGCUAGAUGGGUGUUUUCUAAAGGGAAUUUGCAGGGGUCAACUUUUGGUAGCUGUUGCUAAAGAUGCAAACAACCAAAUGUAUCCAAUAGCAUGGGCAGUCAUUGAUACUGAAAGCAAGUUGACAUGGAAAUGGUUCAUGACCAUUCUGAAAGAUGAUCUUAAUCUAGGAAAUGGUUCCCAGCUAACUAUCAUUAGUGAUAUGCAAAAGGGACUAAUAGCUGCUGUAGAUGAACUAUUUCCAGAAUGUGAGCACAGAAUGUGUGCUAGACACAUAUUAGCAAAUUGGUCACAAAACUUCAGAGGCUUAGAGAGAAGAAAGAAAUUUUGGGCUUGUGCUAGAUCAACAUUUGAGGCACAAUUUAAGUACAAUAUAAAUGCCCUGUCCAAGCUGGGAAUAGGUAUUGUUGAAUCCCUUAUCAAAUACAACAAGGAGACAUGGUGUAAAGCUUUUAUUCAAACAUUUUCAAAGUGUGAUAGCAUAGAUAACAACAUGGCAGAGAGUUUCAAUUCUUGGAUCUUGGGACCUAGGAACAAGACCAUUGUAACUAUGUUGGAAGAAAUUAGAGUUAAGGUGAUGAGUAGAGUGAGUAAGUCAAGAGCAUUUGCUGAAACAUGGACAGAUGGAAUAUCUCCAAUGGCAAUGAUGGUAUUCAAUACAAAUGUAACAAGAUCAAUGCAGUGCAACAUUGAAUGGAAUGGUGAUGUUGGAUUUGAAGUGUUAGAAGGGGUAUACAAGCAUACUGUGAACUUGGGUCAACAAAAAUGUAGUUGCAGAUCAUGGGAAUUAAAAGGUAUCCCAUGUGCACAUGGUAUAGCAGCAAUGAACCACUUGAACAUGGAUGCAUCACAAGCAAUAUCUAGUUGGUAUAGAAAAGACACAUAUAUGAAGACAUAUUCUCAUUUCAUUCAACCAGUCCCAAACAUGGAAAUGUGGCCUGAAAGUAGAAACCCAAUGGUUGAACCACCUGAGGCAAGACAAAUGCCUGGUAGGCCACCAAAGAACAGAAGAAGAGAAAUUGGUGAAGUGAGAAAAGCUGGAAAGUUGCCAAGAAUGGGGACAGUAAUGACAUGUUCACUUUGCAAAGGACCAAAUCAUAACAAGAGAAAUUGUCCAAAAAAUCCUAAACCUAAGUCUACACCAACACCCACUCAAGAGUCCACCACUGGAAAAAAGAGGGGUAGAGGUCAUUAUGAAAGAACAAGCACCAGUAAGACUGGUACAAGAAGAGGUGCAGGAAGUGGUUACAAGAAGAGGCCUAAAGUUGUUGGACAAGGUGUAUUUGUUGCUGAUACUGGAUAUACGUGUAUUAAUCAAGGAUUGUCUAGCAGAAGGAGGGUUAAUACUGGUGUGGUGAGUUCUGCACAUGUGACAGGUGAUAUUGGUUUUAAACCUACCAAGGGACUGAAGUGGAAAGGCAAACAGGCCAUGACUCAAAGACAACUUCAAGUCGAAAGUGUUGUGCGUCGUAUUCAAACCAGAUCAAAAGCUGAUGGCAUUCAAACAAGGUCACAAGCCAAAGGAAAAUCACUCUCAAAGAAAACUUCUUAGUUGUGUGGUUGUGGUGUCCAACCAAACUUGAAAUAGUGUUUUAUGUGGUUUUAUGUGUUGAUGAAUCUAUGGUUGUUCAAACAAACUUAAAGUAGUUACUGUUUUAUGUUUUGCUAGUUAACUUAAGUUAUUGUGGUUGUUGGUUGGUGCUUGUGUGGUUAUUCAACUAACCUUAAAGUAGUGAUUGUUUUAUGUUUUGCUAGUUAACUUAAGUUAUUGUGGUUGUUGGUUGAAACAAUGAAACACUAUGAUGCUUCUUUUUUAUGAUCAAGAAAGCACUAGUUAUGUUAUGUUUGUUGCCUUCAUGUUAUUAUUUCAUGGUAUCAUAGUACCCAUUACAUGUAAUUGUAUUGAUCAGCA
This is a messenger RNA of Solanum pennellii, 4216 nucleotides long. RefSeq lists its product as uncharacterized. The record is from RefSeq and is a predicted model, not a curated record. The transcript is spliced from 4 exons. The coding region runs from base 707 to 3856 and encodes 1049 amino acids. Gene Ontology annotation, molecular function: zinc ion binding. Lineage: Eukaryota; Viridiplantae; Streptophyta; Magnoliopsida; Solanales; Solanaceae.